Molecule: messenger RNA, 1921 nt
Organism: Alosa alosa (allis shad)
Lineage: Eukaryota; Metazoa; Chordata; Actinopteri; Clupeiformes; Clupeidae
Product: disintegrin and metalloproteinase domain-containing protein 15
Exons: 2
Coding region: 365-976 (203 amino acids)
Source: RefSeq, a predicted model, not a curated record
UAUCAAUCUGGAAAUAAAAAUCCAAGACAACCGCUCUACCCCUGUUUUUUGUUGUGUCAAACUCCCAGCCACAUUGUGUACGAUCGAUCAAAGGGGGAUUUUCCAAAAAAUCUUCCCUGUAUUUCCCAGCAGGUUGCCUUAACUCAAGUGGAAUGCUAAAGAAAUCGGUGCAUUGAUCCAAUUUCCCCCUGAGGCAGUUGUGGGAGUUGUUGAUUGCUGAUAUCCACUUCUUUCGUCUUGGAUCUCUUGAAGCUUACCAGCAACCAUGUCAAAAAGCCUCUUCAUCUUAGUGCCUGGGAAAAGCAGACCCUGCUGACAUUGGGACAGAAAGGUUGCCAUCCAGGUGUUGCAGCUCUCAACUAUCAUGCAGCCAGAAGAAGUGACGGCCUUUGGAGCUCUGGAGAUCGUCUCCCAGCGAGUGUACUUGCUGACCAGUCACAUCGUGGAGCACGAGGGCUUACCGCAGGGCCAGAGCCAAGGCCAGGGCCAGCUCUCCCCUCCUCUGGGUCCAUCUCCGCAGGCCCCCUGUGUGGCCUCUGUCCUGCCGGCCCGCUGCUGGACGCUGGAGGUGGGGGUGGCCGUGCUCCUCAUGACGCUGGCUGCCGUGGUCAUCCUGGCGCUGCUCUACUGGGCACUCCUGCUGCGCCACAAACUGAAGGUGGCCCGGGCAGGGAACGCGCUAGAGUACUGGGGCUUCUUCCGCUCCGCACAGUACAACCUAAAGGAGCCCGGCCUGCCUGAAGCAUUCCCGGUGGCCAUGACGACGGUCGUCACACCUGGGCCAGAUGUGGCGGCACCACCUGCCACAGACUCCUUGAAGCCACCGCUGGGUCCACCCCCUCCCCAACCUCUGUCUACCCCACCUCAGCACUGGCCACCUCCUCCAUACUUGGAGCCCCCUCCUCCUCCUCCUCCUCCUCCUCAUCAUCAUCCUCCUCCUCCUCCUCCUCCUCCUCCCGUGUCUCCCCUGCACUAGCUCAGGUCUUUCUCCACACGAUCCUCCCCCCACCGUACGACCACGACCACGGCCAUCUCCCAUCCCACGCCACCUUACCACCAAGUCUCUGCCACCACCACCGCCGGAUUCGCCCGUGCUGCGGGCCUGGUCCGUCCCCACCAUACCUUACCCAUCCCUACCUCGACCUCUCCACCGACAGAACGAAACUCCGUCCCCCCCGCGGCCACUGUCGGCUCAGCCCCUCCCGUUCGUCCACACCACUCCGCCCAGCCCUCACCUGUCCUGGGGGGCGUGCUCAGACGUGGACGUGUACUCACGGGUGGGGUCGAUGAGACUCUCUAGGACUUCCAGUCAUAGCCAGACUCAGGUGAUCCUGUUUGAGCAUUCCGCUGUAUGAUUGGGCACCUUUCACUGUCCUAUGUCAAUCCUCAAUGAUCAUGUGAAUGACAGAAAGCAAGAGGAACAUAUUUAAGGACAACAUUUGAAGUGGCCCUGGACGCUCUAAAUAAAUCCUACAAUGUACUGACACAAUAGGUAUUCAGCACAACCACCCUGUUUUACAAAAUAAGUUAUGGCAACAAUUAAUUUUGUGUCAUUGAAAUGAAAUCUUAGUCGAUAUACUGUAAUAUCAGUUUACCACCAAAAUAACUUAUGUUUCAACUUAAAUUUCAGAUAACACACAUGUCUCCCCAGUACUUCUUUUUAUUGUCAACAAGGAUGAUUAUAGAAUUCAUGUGUACAUACAUUUAGAACACAUCCAUAUGUUCAGAUGAUGCCAAACAAUGUACAUUUCAUUUUCUGCUUUCUAAUUUUUAGCGGAAACAAAAUUAGCCUGUUGGAGUAGAGGUUAAGAACUGUAUCUCCAUUUUGUCUUUGAGACAUGUAUACAUUUGAAUAGUGUUUGAAUAAUGUAUAAUGUUUUUUGCCUCCUGGGCAUUUUAAAUUAUAUUCACUUACUUACAA